CGACGGUUUCAGUGUAACACACACUGCGCAUGCUCACUCGUUGAUGUGUAGUGGCGACGUACGAAGAUUUGAGUCGACAGCUCUUGCUAAACUUUGCGGAAUUAAAACGAUAAUUGUGUUUCGUGUUAUAGGAAACGGAUGCACAUUGAUUAUGUACAACUAUCGGAAUAUAAUGAGUUUUUACGAAGAAAAUGUUCAACGUGCCAGUUUGUUAGCAUGACUAACUAGCGUUUGUUUUGCUAGCUAGCUAAACGACGCAGAGCAACGUUGUUAUCUAACCAACGUCCAUUAAACUGUAUUGAAUGGACCCUAAAUAAUUAAAUAUUGGUUUUACUACCAUAAGUAGUAAAUGUCCCAUUUGCUACAUUUUGCUUACAGCUAAAUCGUUCUAAUUACAAUCAACGGUAGUCAACAGCUGCUGUAUUUUUUGUUUUACUUGCACAAUAAUGUGACUGCAGUCCCGUAGAAACAGAAUGGACAGGGACUUGUUGAGGCAGUGUCUCACAUAUCAUGGAGAAUCAUUGUUCAACAAACUAAAAUGUGAACAAACAGAAAACCCAGACUUCCAAGCUGUGGUGUCUGACCUGUGCAAGGCCACGUGUGAAAGAAGCGAGGAAAGGAAGCGAGGAUGUACAAACUGCAAGAGUGAUGGUCAGGACAGCCCCCUUGUGGAGCAGUUCAUUGCCAGGAAGGCUGACAUCCUGUUCUGUCCCGCAUGGAAGACCGCCACUCAUCAAGAAGAGGAGCAUGAGCAGGAGGAGGACGCAGCAGAGCCCUAUGCCAUCAUGCCACCAGUGGAGUUAUUCAUGGCGGUGUCUUUUGAGGAAAGAAGAGCCAUGCUGUACAGGGACUUGGAAAAAGGAGACAUUGUGGUGGGGAAGAUCAACAACAUUAGAGAAUACGGCUUCUUUCUCACUCUGCUUUGCACGGCAGGAGGACUGAAGAGAGACAUAGAAGACCUGGAGCUGUCGGCUCUGUGUCACAUAAGAGAAAUUCCCUCCACUGGCAGCCAUGAUGAUCCUCUGUCCUACUACCAGAUCGGGGACUUCAUCAGAGCUGCAGUGAAGGAUAUUGACCGCUACCAGGAGAAAAUCACAGUUUCCCUCCUCCAGCCCUCUCUUUCUCCCACCUUGGAGCACAUCAAACUGGGUGUCUUUCCUCGAGAGGAGCUGCCCAUACACUACAGUCGUAGCGUUUGUGCAGCCGCCGACUCCACUGAGACGUACGAGUGUAUACUGAAGAGUUGCCAUGGUUACCACAACCCCUCUGUUGUGGAAUACCUGCUGGAGAAGGUGGGUGUUAGUGACACCCACCCACCAUCAAUGAUGAGAGGACUACAAAGUAAACUUUUUCAAGAGGAGGACUUUGCCUCUGCAAUCAGGAAGAGACAGUCUGCAUCAUGGGCCUUGAAGUGUGUCCGUGCAGGUGUGGACCACUUCAAACACGGUCGUCAUGUGGAAGCCAUGAAUGAAUACAACAAAGCCUUGGAUAUCGACACUAAUAAUGUAGAAGCACUGGUGGCACGUGGAGCUCUGUAUGCUAACAAAGGCAGCAUACUGAAGGCUAUAACAGACUUUGAAUUGGCCCUGGAGAGCUGUCCAGAUCACCGCAACGCCAAGAAGUACCUCUGCCAGACACUGGUGGAGAGAGGGAAGCAGCUUGAAGAACAGGAGAAGCUGGUAACAGCAGAGGGACUGUACAGGAGAGCUCUAUCUCUAGAUGACUUGAACCCUGACGCACAGGAGGCGCUGAACAAGAUAACAGACACUAUACAGGUAUCGAUUCGCCUGCGAGAAGAAGCGCUGGCUAAGGAGCAGGAGAAAGCUACGAGCAGCCAGAUCAGCGCUGAGAAGUUGCGUAAGAUCUUAAAAGAGGAGAAGAGGAUGAAGAAAAAACGGAAGAGAUCAGCCUCUUCCUCUUCGUCAUCCACCACUUCCUCCAGGAACUCCUCUCCUUCAUCAUCUAACUCCUCUCGCAGAAGGUCCAAAAAGAAGAAGAAGAGGAGGAGGAGGUCUGAGCGGGGAAGUAAGCGCAAUCGCAGGAUCUCCUCAAAGGAGAGCAGGAGGAGUGAGGGUAAGAGCGAGAAAGACCGGAGAGAAGAAGAAGAAGAGGUGGAGUGGUAUCCGGCUCCUCCCAACACCUCCGCCACCUUUCUCAACCAGAAGGGAGGCCCGAGGUUUGGAGAGAGGGAUGAGGAGGAGGUAGUGGGGAAGGCUGCUGAAGAUAAACGGAUCUGUCAACUGUAUUCUCUGUCUGCAGCUUCAGAGGACGAAGAGUCCGACUCCUCACGCAGAGAAAAGAAGGGAAGGGACAGAGAGGAGAGCAGGAGAAACAGUCUGAGCAGAAGCCCAGAAAGAGAGGAGAGGGGGAGCAGGAGUAGUGACAGGAGGGAUGAGAGCAGCGAGAGAGGGAAGCAGGGUAACGGGAAAGACCAGAGAGGCAGUGACUCCAAGAGGAGAAGCAGCUCAGACGAGAACAGACAGCGGAAGGCAUCCUGCUCAUCAGCCGAGGCCGAGUAUUCACGGAAAUCCAAUUUUAAUCCUGAAUAUUUAGGGAUCUCCGGUUCUGCAGAGAGCAGGAUGAGACAUGAUUCUUCCCAGAGGAACUCCUUCGAUGGCGGUAGGUAUGAGAACAGAGUGCGGCAGGACAUCCCGGUGGUAGAAGAGGCAAAGGGAGAGAAGGACAGAAAGGGGAACGUAGAGAACAGCAGCAGCAGCAGGUCAGCAGGAAACAGGAAAAAGUCAGAAGGUGCUGUAAAUCAUAACAAACAGAGUAGUUUGACCUCAGUGCCAGGAGGAAGCGCUAAAAAAGACCUCCCUUCUAACCUGCUAGAUAUUUUCAAUCAGAUUGCCAAAUUUGAGAAGGAGAAAGGAGUCGGGCCAAAAUAAUAACUCUAAAACCAAAAGUCCAGAAUGUGCCCAAUACUAGUGAAACGAGACCGUGAAAGGGAUGUUUGUACCGUGAAUGAAUUAAUCCUGGACUGUACGUCAACGCUGCUGAAUCAAUGGUCAAAUGCGUUGUUGAUUGAAUGUUCAGAGUUGUUGUCGGUUACGUUUAGUGUUGAAAUGUCUUCGUCCGUCUGGUGGAUUUAAGGUACUUCCAUGAUAAUAACUGGUCAAAAUGUUCACUAAACGUGCACCAAGUUUCAUAUAAAUCGUGUCAGUGUUUUUUCCGUCACACUGUAAAAACAUAACCGGCGGAGGGAAUAAUAAAGAGGUUAAUUUUGUAAAUAUUGAUUAUUAGUGUAUCUCAUUUUCCACUUAAUGUAUUUUCUGAAAGAUAAUUAAUACGACCGUAUCAAUGACUACAAAUCUUACAUUUUGUCAUCUGUGGUUAUUUCUCCAUUUAGGAGUUGUUUUUUGUGUACAUUUUGACAAGUUAUUACAUUAUUCAGCACAUCUGAAGUCACAUCAGUUGCUACAGGCUUUUAUAUCGUGUGUGUGUGUGUGUGUGCAUCUUAAAUUGAGACUUGUAUUUGUUAAAGAAGAAACUGCCUUAUGUUUACUGCCUUGUGCCAUUUUGUGCAUUCUUUCUGUGGCUUGUUAAAUCCCAAACAAUCUGACUGUUAGUACUGCCGUACUUUUUCAAGCUUUACACAAUGCAGAUGUUCCAGUUGUAUCCUGACAGUUUCUCCCGUAGUAAGACAAACUCAGUUGAAUCAAUAAAGCUUUUAAAAUGUCAAAACA
Molecule: messenger RNA, 3686 nt
Organism: Cottoperca gobio
Lineage: Eukaryota; Metazoa; Chordata; Actinopteri; Perciformes; Bovichtidae
Gene: ttc14
Product: tetratricopeptide repeat domain 14
Exons: 13
Coding region: 474-2888 (804 amino acids)
Molecular function (GO): protein binding; nucleic acid binding
Source: RefSeq, a predicted model, not a curated record